This is a messenger RNA of Biomphalaria glabrata, 1134 nucleotides long. RefSeq lists its product as uncharacterized. Gene Ontology annotation, biological process: DNA integration. The record is from RefSeq and is a predicted model, not a curated record. NCBI's taxonomy places the organism in Eukaryota, Metazoa, Mollusca, Gastropoda, Planorbidae. The coding region runs from base 1 to 1134 and encodes 377 amino acids. Gene Ontology annotation, molecular function: nucleic acid binding. The transcript has a single exon.
AUGCGCUCAAAGAUGAAGAAGUUACACGCCUCCCACCUAGCAUACGACAGCAUGAUGAGGCGGGCGAGGGCUCUGAUUUUCUGGCCAGGAAUGGCUGCAGAAAUCAAACAGAUGUCCGACUCGUGCACUGCCUGCCAAGAGAAUAAGCCAAGCAAUCAAAGAGAAACGUUGUGGCCACAUUACGAAGGAAAAGGACCUUGGGAAAAGGUUGGAACAGACUUAAUGGAGAUCCAAGGGAGAACAUACUUGAUCACAGUGGACUAUUUCUCAAAUUGGAUCGAAGCUGACUUAUUAACAACAUCAACCUCAACCGAGGUGAUUAGAAAACUGAAAGCUCACUUUGCCAGAUUCGGAGUCCCUAAAGUCCUUAUCUCUGACUGUGGGCCUCAAUACACGUCUCACGAAUUCGCCGUAUUCACUAACAGAUGGAACAUAUCGCACAUCAGGUCCGACCCCGGACACCCCAAAGUCAACGGAAAAGCAGAGGCCGCAGUAAAAACAAUCAAAAACAUGAUGAGAAAGACUAUCGGAACCGGAGAUGAUCAAUACGAAUCCCUGCUGGAACUUCGCAACACUCCCAAACAUGACUGUGGCUAUAGCCCAGCCCAUUUGUGUUUGAACAGAAUGCCACGGUCACUACUACCCCUGACUAAAGCCCUUGAGCCCGAAAGCUACACAGAAGGCCUGGGGGCGAAAGCUCGUCACAGGUACACCAUAAAAAAACAGUAUGAUAAAAGAGCAAGAGACCUGCCCCGGCUGAGUGUGGACCAAAACUUUUACUUCCAGAGUCCGGGAAACAAUGAUUGGCGGCCUGGCAAAAUCAUGAUGAGAGACAGUGAGCGGUCCUACACCGUGAAGGGAACAACGGGCGGUACCUACGUUAGGAACAGAGUGCACAUCCGGCCCAGGAAUGUCCCUUACUCAGACAUCUUUUCAGAUGACGAAACGGCAACCCAUGAGGCACCAUUAGAUGCCUCAUCCACAGACUUAACACCACACCCUGCCUCAGAGUCCAGCGCCGACCCUGAUGGGAUCCCACCCUUGGCUCACGGAGCAGAGCCUAGCGUGAGAAGGAGUGGGCGAACGAGAGCCACCCCUACGUGGCACAAGGACUACGACAUAGGCAAGUGGUGA